AUGAUUGUUAAGGAUGCGGCCGGAGGCAAUUUGGAGCCGGAGCAGUAUCGGAAGAUGUUUAUUGGUGGCCUCACGAGCUCCACCACCGAUGAGACACUCAAGGAGUACUAUUCCAAAUGGGGUACCCUGGUGGACUGCGUUGUUAUGCGUGAUCCGACCACCAAACGAUCGCGCGGUUUCGGAUUCGUUAGCUUCUCAAAGCAAUCGGAGGUUGAUGCGGCAAUGGCAAAUCGCCCGCAUAUCAUUGAUGGUAAAACGGUGGAUCCGAAACGCGCUGUGCCACGUGAGCAAUCGCAACGUAGCGAGGCGAACAUUUCAUCCAAGCGAUUGUAUGUGUCGGGCUGUGAAAUUAUUGCUGACAAAAACACCGGUAAACCGCGUGGAUUUGCUUUCAUAACAUUCGAUGACUAUGAUGCGGUGGAUAAAUGCGUCCUGAUCAAGAGUCACAUGAUCAACAACUAUCGAUGUGAUGUGAAGAAGGCGCUGAGCAAGGAGGAAAUGGCAAAGGUACCCGAAAAGGUACAACAGCAGGAGCGUGAACGAAUGGAUCGUGGUGCUCGUUCCCGUGGUCCACCACUGGGACGUGCCGCUGCUGCAGCAGCUGCUGCGGGCUGGGGCCCAGCCGGAGACCGAGGUGGUUACGGUGGACAACCGUGGGGUGCUGGUCCGGGUACAACAGCAGGAGCGUGA
Molecule: messenger RNA, 690 nt
Organism: Gongylonema pulchrum
Lineage: Eukaryota; Metazoa; Nematoda; Chromadorea; Rhabditida; Gongylonematidae
Source: the annotation of a GenBank genome assembly